GCAAACAUUGAAACUCAUGAUCCAGUGUGGAGUAUUCAUCUAAAGUUGAUUAAUCCUAGAAAUAGCAACGAUAGCAUUGAAAAAAUUUGUGAGAUUAUAUUCUUUUGAUAAAAUAAUAAAAAACUAUAAAAGACAAAAUGUCAGAAAGUACGAAAAUCGAGGUGAAACCAUCUAAGGAUAUCAAAAAUGAGAAAGAAGAUGAGAAGAGUGAGUUGACUGAGGAGGAUAAACUCUUGCAAGAGGAAUUAACUUAUUUGGUGGAAGUAUUGCAAGAUCCCAAUCAAAAGUUACAUCAAUUUGCAUUGGAAUUGCUACGUACACAGAUACGUGCAUCGACGACUUCUAUGACAAGCGUACCAAAACCUUUGAAAUUUAUGAGACCUCAUUAUGAUACCAUGAAAAAAAUUUACGAUGAGAUGACCAACCCUGAAUUGCAAGAACUGUGUUCAGAUAUUAUCUCCGUAUUGGCAAUGACCAUGGGAGAGGGUAGAGAAUGCUUACAAUAUAGAUUAACUGGUUCCGCUUUGCCCAUCGGUGAAUGGGGACACGAAUAUGUCAGACACUUGUCAGGUGAAUUAGCAGGAGAAUGGGAUGAACUUUGUGGAGCUGAUGCUGUAUCAAUGAGUAAAAGAUUAAUUGCAUUGGUACAUGAAAUCGUGCCGUAUAAUAUGGCACACAAUGCAGAAACUGAAGCUUGUGAUUUGCUGAUGGAAAUUGAAAGGCUUGAUAUAUUGGAACAAUAUGUCGAUGAGAGUGCAUAUCAAAGAGUUUGCCUUUAUCUUACCAGCUGUGUACCUUAUGUCGCUGAUGCAGAAAGUGGUGUUCUACUUCAAACUGCUGCAACAUUGUAUGGAAAGUUUGGUCAAUUUCCUCAAGCACUUCGUCUUGCAAUGCAGCUCAAUGAUCUUUCUUUCAUUGAAGAAAUUUUCACUAAAUGUACCGAUCUAUCAGUCCAAAGACAGUUGGCAUUUAUGUUGGGUCGUCAACAAAUCUUCUUAGAUCUUAAUGAAUCAACCGUUGAAUAUGACGAUUUGGUUGAAAUAAUGUCCAAUUCUCAAUUAAACAAUCACUUCCUUAAUUUGGCACGUGAAUUGGAUAUAACGGAACCUAAAACACCAGAGGACGUAUAUAAAUCACAUUUGGAAAAUUGUCGGCCACCUUUCGGUGGUGGACAAGUAGAUUCGGCGAGACAAAAUCUAGCUGCUAGCUUUGUCAAUGGUUUUGUUAAUGCUGCAUUCGGACAAGACAAGUUGUUGAUCGAAGAUGGUAAUAAAUGGUUAUACAAAAAUAAAGAGCAUGGAAUGCUCAGUGCUACUGCAUCUUUGGGUUUGAUUUUAUUGUGGGAUGUUGAUGGUGGAUUAACACCUAUCGACAAAUACCUUUACUCUUCGGAAGAUUAUAUUAAAUCUGGAGCAUUACUAGCCUGUGGUAUUGUAAACUGUGGUGUAAGAAACGAAUGCGAUCCAGCUUUGGCUCUUCUUUCUGAUUAUGUAUUACACAGUAGUAAUACGAUGAGAAUUGGUGCAAUUGUUGGUCUAGGAUUGGCAUACGCUGGUUCUAACAGAGAAACAGUAUUAUGUUUACUUACACCGGUUCUCAGCGAUCCAAAAUCAAGUUGGGAAGUCAUUGGUGUAGCUGGUCUUGCUUUAGGAAUGGUUGCAGUUGGAUCUUGUAAUGCAUAUGUUACAACUACAAUAAUGCAUACAUUAAUGGAAAAAUCCGAAAGUGAUCUUAAAGAUACGUAUGCACGCUUUUUACCUCUUGGAUUGGGAUUAUGUUUCUUAGGGAAACAAGAAGCUGCUGAAGCAAUAAUCGCAGCAUUAGAAGUUAUACCAGAACCAUUUAGAUCAAUGUCCACUACGUUGGUAGAAGUAUGUGCUUAUGCAGGAACAGGAAAUGUUCUGAAAAUACAACAUCUAUUACAUAUAUGUUCUGAACAUUAUGAGCCAACUAAUGAGAAAGAAGAUAAAAGUGAUCGCAAGGAUAAAGAUAAAAAGGAGGAAAAGAAAGAAGAAAAAGAAAAAGAUUUAAGCUCACGUCAAGCGAUUGCUGUUCUUGGAAUUGCAUUGAUUGCAAUGGGCGAAGAAAUAGGAGCAGAAAUGGCAUACAGAACAUUUGGCCAUUUAUUGAGAUAUUGCGAACCAGUAAUUAGAAGAUCCGUACCACUUGCUUUAGGACUGAUAUCCGUUUCUAAUCCUAAAUUAAACAUAUUAGAUACCUUAUCUAAAUUUUCACACGACAGUGACCCAGAGGUAGCUCACAAUGCAAUAUUUGCUAUGGGUUUAGUCGGAGCUGGAACAAAUAAUGCAAGAUUAGCAGCUAUGUUAAGACAAUUAGCCUUGUUCCAUUCUAAAGAUCCUAAUAAUUUAUUCAUGGUCCGUAUAUCGCAAGGUUUAACGCAUCUUGGAAAAGGAACAUUAACAUUAUCUCCAUAUCAUAGUGAUAGACAAUUAUUAAGUCCUGUUGCAUUAGCUGGUCUCCUUGCUACAUUGGUUGGUUUUCUUGAUGUUAAAAACAUUAUUCUUGGAAGAUCGCAUUACCUUUUAUAUACGUUAGCAGCUGCCAUGCAACCAAGAAUGUUGGUUACAUUCGAUGAGGUUCUUAAUCCUUUAGCUGUACCAGUACGAGUAGGUCUUGCAGUUGAUGUUGUCGGUCAAGCGGGUAAACCUAAAACAAUAACUGGUUUCCAAACACAUACGACUCCUGUAUUAUUAGCAUAUGGCGAAAGAGCUGAACUUGCUACCGAAGAAUAUAUACCAUUGACUCCUAUCAUGGAAGGCUUUGUCAUAUUAAGGAAAAAUCCAGAUUUUGUACCGUAGAUUUAUCACAUUUCAUUCUUCUAAUGUAUCUCUUAUUUCAUUAUUUUUUAAAACAAUAUAUAUUAAGAUCAAUAAUUAAUGAAAAA
This is a messenger RNA of Polistes dominula (European paper wasp), 2905 nucleotides long. RefSeq names its product regulatory particle non-ATPase 1 (gene Rpn1). Gene Ontology annotation, biological process: regulation of protein catabolic process; proteasome-mediated ubiquitin-dependent protein catabolic process. Gene Ontology annotation, molecular function: enzyme regulator activity. Gene Ontology annotation, cellular component: proteasome complex; proteasome storage granule; nucleus. The record is from RefSeq and is a predicted model, not a curated record. NCBI's taxonomy places the organism in Eukaryota, Metazoa, Arthropoda, Insecta, Hymenoptera, Vespidae.